Molecule: messenger RNA, 969 nt
Organism: Xenopus tropicalis (tropical clawed frog)
Lineage: Eukaryota; Metazoa; Chordata; Amphibia; Anura; Pipidae
Gene: or15b1
Product: olfactory receptor family 15 subfamily B member 1
Exons: 2
Coding region: 1-969 (322 amino acids)
Biological process (GO): detection of chemical stimulus involved in sensory perception of smell; G protein-coupled receptor signaling pathway; signal transduction
Cellular component (GO): plasma membrane; membrane
Molecular function (GO): G protein-coupled receptor activity; olfactory receptor activity
Source: RefSeq, a predicted model, not a curated record
AUGGCUUUUGAACUGGCAGCCACAUUAGGCUUCAACAAUUUUCUAAACCAAAGCAAAGUCACACAAGUGAUUAUUCUUGGAAUUACAGACAGUCAUGUUCUACAGACCCCACUCUUUAUUGUUUUCCUUAUCAUAUACCUUCUUACUUUGGCGGCCAAUCUUCUUAUCAUAACAGUUGUAAGCCUGAACCCCUUACUCCACAACCCUAUGUACUUCUUUAUCGGCAACCUUUCCUUCUUGGACAUCUUUUACUCUUCUGCCAUUCAACCAAAGCUCCUUUCAACUCUUCUAGCAGGUCCCAGUGUUGUUUCCUUUCCCGGCUGCAUAGCACAGCUUUAUGUUUUCAUGUCAUUGGCAUGCACAGAAUUUGUCUCCUUAACAGCCAUGGCUUAUGACCGCUACGUAGCCAUAUGCAAGCCCUUGCACUAUGCCGUUUUGAUGAACACGAGAACCUGCAUGCUGUUGGCUACCGUGUGUUGGAUUGUUGGAUUUCUGGAUCCAUUAGCACACACUAUGGUUAUUUCACAAUUGCCUUUUUGCAAGCCACCAAUUAUCAAUCAUUUCUUUUGUGAUCUUUCAGUGUUACUAAACUUGUCUUGUGUGGAUAAGGUAUUUAUUGAAAUCUUGACUUAUGUGGUGGGCUCCAUGGUGGCACUACCUGCCUUCGUGCUAACGCUCACUUCCUAUAUAUUCAUAAUAUCCAGUAUCCUUAAAAUCCAUUCUUCUGAUGGAAGGCAAAAAGCCUUCUCUACUUGUGCAUCCCAUCUUACUGUAGUCAUUUUGUUCUAUGGGACUGUUCUAGUCAUGCACAUGAGACCUUCAUCCCACUAUCUGCUUGCCCAAGACAAGCCCCUUUCUGUUUUAUAUACAGCAAUCAUCCCAAUAUUAAAUCCUCUAAUCUACAGUUUAAGGAACAAGAAUGUUAAGAAAGCUUUGGGGGAAAUUCCAAGAUUCUACUUGCACAAAUAA